GACUGGGAUCAGCACAUUAAGGGAAGUCUUCACCUCCAAAAAUGUAUGGCUUUUUCAGAUAACACUGGUAUCCGGUGUGUGUUAAGCUCAGCAGAUGGAACAUUGCAUUUAUCACCAAACAAUGCAGCAGUUUUCAAUCCAUCUGGUAUCGAAGAUUAUCCACCAAAUGUCGGCGCAUCUUUUAUCACUACGUCAGCAAGAUCCUUUGGCCAGCCAGGUCCUACAUUUUCUUCUCCUCCAUCAGGGUUUCCCCAGAGGAAAUCUACACUGGGUCGAGUGGUUCACAUCUGCAACCUCCCCGAGGGAAGCUGCACAGAGAAUGAUGUCAUUAACCUGGGCCUCCCGUUUGGGAAGGUCACCAACUAUAUCCUCAUGAAAUCCACUAAUCAGGCCUUUCUGGAAAUGGCUUACAGUGAAGCAGCCCAAGCCAUGGUACAGUACUACAAAGAAAAACCUGCUAUGAUAAAUGAUGACAAGUUACUUAUUAGGAUGUCUAAAAGAUACAAGGAAUUGCAGCUGAAGAAACCAGGUAAGAAUGUGGCUGCUAUCAUCCAGGACAUCCACUCGCAGAGGGAGAGGGACCUGCUGCGUGAAGUGGACAGGUAUGGCACGGAGAGGCCCCGCUCUCGCAGCCCCAUAAGCCGCUCCCUGUCACCUCGAUCCCACACUCCCAGCUUUACUUCCUGCAGUUCACCCCACAGCCCAAUGGGGACUGGCAGGACCGACUGGGGAAAUGGGAGAGAGCUGUGGGAUCAGUCCCCGUAUUCUCGACGGGAAGAGGAAAGAGACAGCAGAGAAUGGCGAGAGAAUGGGGAUGAGAAGAGGGACAGGACUGACACAUGGGUACACGAGAGGAAACAUUAUUCCCGACAGCUGGACAAGCUUGAUUUGGAUGAACGGAUUGAAGGAGGCAGAGGACACAGAGAAAAAUAUUUAAGGAGUGGUUCCCCUGGCUCCCUUCACCCUUUAUCUGGCUACAAGAACAGGGAAGAUGACUACUACCGAAAAACCUCUAAGUCAAAAUCUGACAAGUUUCAGAGGCAGCUGCAGGAUUUACCUGGGAGAUCUAAGAGAAAGGAAGAGGCAAAGUUAAGAGAACGCAGACAUUCUUACAGCGAGGACACUGCCAGGGAGGAGGCAGCUGAACAGAAGCACAGCAAAGCAUCCGAGGGCUCCAGGCAAAAACAAAGUGAUAAGAGUAAGAUGAAGAAAGCUGAAAAAGACCAAGAGGAGGAUGCUGCUGCUGAAGGCAGUGAUGUGAAGGAAACCAAACCUCCUGAGAAUGAGCUUGGAAAAGAGGAGCAAGUUCCAGAGAAGAGCUCACCUUCAGCUAAUAAACAAGGAAAAGAAUCUGGAGAGAUUCUGGAAAACACAAGAAAAGAGAAGGACCGAGACUGGGAGAGUGGAAGUGAGAUAGAAGGUGAGACCUGGUAUCCUGCUAAUAUGGAGGAAUUAGUGACAGUAGAUGAAGUUGGAGAAGAUGAUUUAAUUAUGGAGCCUGAUAUAACUGAGCUUGAAGAAAUAGUACCAGUUGAUCAAAAAAAUAAAACUGCUUCAGAAACGUGUCCCUGUAUGUCAACCAUGUUAGAACUGAAAAACGAUCACAGCCACUUAACCAGGAGUGAAGACAAAUUUGCCCAUAAAGCUCUAGAAACAAACUUCAGAUCAGCAAAGGGCAGUGUACCUUCUAGCAACUGUCAGGAUGAUGAUGAGGAUGAUGAUAAUGAUGAUGCUGUAACUGAAGCAUCAAGCCUAAAUCUGGACCCUGAGCAGAAGCCAGAGGAAUUGCAAGAAGACCAAUCUGCUAAGGAGUCUGAUCCCCAGCAGAAGGAAGGAAGAAUUGAUAAGAGCUCUGACACUCGUUUAGAGCCCGAAGAUCACCACAUACCUUCUGUUCAUCUGAAAGAAGAGACUCUCCAGCUCCCUGAUACAUUUAUAGAUGAUUACAAACAGAUGGGAUCACAAGGAGCUGAGAGCAGAGAAGUUAUGGAAAUGCUUGUUAAAAACACUAGUGAAGAAACAAGACACGGAAGCCAAGAGUGUCCAGAGGCCAAGGCAAAUUCUAGGUACUUGGAAAUGAGAUCUCUGGAAUACCCGGAGGUAGAGUCUAAAAGAAGGCACUCUCCACCAGGCUGGGAACAAGAGGACGUCUUCACCGAACUCAGCAUUCCCCUGGGUGUGGAAUUUGUGGUGCCUAGAACUGGGUUUUACUGCAAGCUCUGUGGACUCUUCUACACAAAUGAAGAGACAGCAAAGACAAGUCACUGCAGAAGCACUGUUCACUACAAAAAUCUUCAGAAGUAUCUAACCCAGCUUGCAGAAGAGAGCCUGAAAAUGAAGGAAGAAGGCAGCCAUCUGCCUCAGGAUGACACUGGCAUUGUUCCUCACUUUGCAAAGUAA
This is a messenger RNA of Cariama cristata (Red-legged seriema), 2400 nucleotides long. It is a transcript of the gene RBM20, whose product is annotated as RNA binding motif protein 20. Lineage: Eukaryota; Metazoa; Chordata; Aves; Cariamiformes; Cariamidae. Gene Ontology annotation, cellular component: nucleus. The record is from RefSeq and is a predicted model, not a curated record. The annotation marks the transcript as partial. Gene Ontology annotation, biological process: regulation of RNA splicing. Gene Ontology annotation, molecular function: mRNA binding; zinc ion binding. The transcript has 12 exons.